Messenger RNA from Sugiyamaella lignohabitans, 1641 nucleotides. RefSeq names its product Anr2p (gene ANR2). Bases 1 to 1641 code for a protein of 546 amino acids. NCBI's taxonomy places the organism in Eukaryota, Fungi, Ascomycota, Dipodascomycetes, Dipodascales, Trichomonascaceae. The transcript has a single exon. Gene Ontology annotation, cellular component: lipid droplet. The record is from RefSeq and is a predicted model, not a curated record.
AUGUCGGGGCAUCCGCGGAAGAAAUUGGCCAUAGGAGCCUUCCUUAUUAAGUUUGAUAUGAGAACAGGAAAUAGCCUGAUCUGGUCAAAGUCACAGCCAGGUAUUGAAAUCGAUUGGGAAGGAGUCGAAUUCAUGGCCAUGCCAUCAGGACUGCAUUCAAGACAAUCCGAUGUGAUUCGGUUUGUGCUCAGUAACCCCCUCGAAAGAGUGACUCGUACAGGUUCUACCCGAGACAGGCUAUUGGGUGAUGAGGCAUUCGGCUACCUUAAGAAUAAUAUCGAGGGUAUCGCGGUGUUCAAUCAAAACUUCCAUAGAGGUGACGCUACUACAACGAGAAUAAAUGUCAGAAGCACGAUUCAGAUGUACUCUUUGGGUGUUCUAUGUACCAAGAGCGACUCGGAAAUUUCUUCAAAGUGCUGGGGAUUUGUUGAUAUACUGACUGAAUUACUCACAACUUUUAUGAACUUGAACCAAGAUAAUCACCAAGUUCAUGAAACUUUAGAUUUCAGACCAUUCGAGAGCUUGUUGCAAUAUGAUGAUAAUGGUGAGCUUCAAACACUUUCUCUCUCACCCCCCAGACUAUCCGCAAAACCGUUAAACUUGGCCCCUCAUCACCCCAUACUUUCGACUACAGAAUUGCUGGUUACCUAUGGACCGCUGAUUUUUGAGAUAUGGAAAGCAGCCUUAUUGAGGGAUAAGAUUCUGCUCAUGGAUAAAUCGAACUCCAUAUCCGUUGAUGAUAUGUGUAAAUUUGUCUAUAUAAUAAGUGUGUUUGGUACCGUUCCCAACGAUGUUUUCGAUCUGAUUCCUCGAAACAAGCAGCAUUCUCUAUCCACAGCAACAAACCCUAUUUAUAAUGUCAAUGUGUCAGAUAUUACUUCGCUGAGUCAUUUGAAGCAUUUCAUAGCUACGACCACCGAUGAAAUUUUGCUUGAGAAAGAGUAUUUGUAUAAUAUGACUGUUGUCAAGACCGGUGACAGGGCUAUAGCCGCUACUACAUCUACAACGGACUUUUAUGGUAAUUUGAACACCAUGCCUAUAUCAGCAGGUUUUCAUGAUAAAAGACGGUUUCAAAUUUUAAUUUCCGGGUUGGGAAUAGAGACACCACACCAUACUAGUGGUCAGAGCAUCCUAGCCCAUGUUUGUAGCAACAUUUCCUCGCUAUUCUCGUUGACUUCCUUAUAUGGGCUAUUAUGGUGGGCAACAGCCGGAGAACAAGCAAACUCCGACACUGAUAGGUAUCUGGAAGGACUUCCCUUGUUAACACAAACGCAAGUCGAAAGCUCCUCUCAUGUUGCUGGUCAGCGAGCCUCUAGCUAUGCAACUGAAUCCCCUUAUUUUAACGCGAUUUCCGAAUUGAGCCCUCCCCAGCCAUCAGCUACCAUGGAACCCUGGCAAAUAUCGGUCAUAGGUUACUUUCAGGCCAAGACCCGGAGAAUAUUUGAAACUGUCGCGUCAAUAGUAGAGUCACAAGAUCAAGAUCAGUCAGAGACCUCGUUGCAGACGGUGAUCUCGAUUGAACCCCCAGAUUUGAUGGACAUGGGAUUAGAUCCCAUUAGUUUACGAGAUCAUGAGUUUGUUGUGAAGUUUAUUAGCUUAUGGUGGGGAAGGCCUGCUCGUGUGAACCAUGUUUGCUGUUAA